UUUUAUCAAGCUUUUAGUUGGGAUACUCACAAGAAGUUGCUUCAGAUUGGUAAAAAACUUCGUCGCAGAUAGAUCGUUUUGAUUGAAAUUGAAGUUCGAAAAGUGUUUUUUAUCGUCAAAAUUCUCAAUUUGUGAAAAUUAAUAUUGUGUGUGUUAAGAAUUUCUAUAAAACAGUUUUAACUGUAUAGUUAAAAUUAAGAAAAGUACUUCGAUUUAAAAAAAAUCCUUAAAAUGACAUUUUCUAAAACAUCUACAGUUAUAGUGUUCGGCAGCCUUCUGUUGACGACGUGGUUCGCCUUAACUAUCUCGCAGAUUCAACCGCGUGAGGCGAAUACCUGCGAGGGACGACAAACUACCGGAAAUAUUUGUGAGUCGUGUGAACUGUUGUCCACAUGCGUGCGGAAUUCCAGCGGUUGGAUGAUAAUUCCCAUUGAAAUAUGUGACAUCUCUAAUGGAUUCUACUGUAACUCACGGGAGGGCGUGUGCAGCAAUAAGACCGGACCGUGUCAUCCAUUCGCAAUGGAUGGUAAUUUCCCUUGCACUUCACAAGGCAUUUUCCCAGACCCAUACGAUUGCCAGAAAUAUCACAUGUGUUACUUUGCGGGCGUUACACUUGUGUCGGUGACACUGGAGUGUUUCGGCAAUAAGGCAUUCAAUGCAGCGACUGGUCAAUGUACUUCAAACUUGCAGGAUAAUGCCUGCAAGACGCAGCAAUUCCAAUGCGCCAAUGUUGGUGAUGCGCAUCCAUGGCCAAAUAAUCCGAAUGUUUUCUACAUUUGUCGUGCACUUUCGCAGCAAAAUGAUCGUAUACUCUAUCCAUCGCUUUAUCGUUGUCCUGAUGGUGAAGUUUUUAAUGGCCAUGCAUGUCAACAGGGCGGCGGCGCACAAUUCGAAUCAUCAACAACAAAGGCUCUAACUACGCCAUCGCCUACCAAUAGUAUAUGCGCGGUAGCUGGUUUAUCAGCUGAUCCAGACGAUUGCACCAGCUACUACUACUGUUCGGGGGUGAAUGGUGUGAAGCGUCACCACACAUGCCCAUUGGGUACUCAUUUCAGUACUCAGUACGUGUCUUGUGUGAUCGGUGCAUGCAGAAAGUGAUUGUCUUUAUACUUGUAUUAAUUUUCAAAUGUGAAAUUUUUUGAGAAUAAAAUAAAAUAACGAGUUUAA
Zeugodacus cucurbitae (melon fly) is the source of this 1167-nucleotide messenger RNA. Its product is annotated as peritrophin-48. Gene Ontology annotation, cellular component: extracellular region. The transcript has 2 exons. The record is from RefSeq and is a predicted model, not a curated record. Bases 232 to 1098 code for a protein of 288 amino acids. Gene Ontology annotation, molecular function: chitin binding. NCBI's taxonomy places the organism in Eukaryota, Metazoa, Arthropoda, Insecta, Diptera, Tephritidae.